Messenger RNA from Xenopus laevis (African clawed frog), 3813 nucleotides. It is a transcript of the gene herc4.L, whose product is annotated as HECT and RLD domain containing E3 ubiquitin protein ligase 4 L homeolog. Gene Ontology annotation, molecular function: ubiquitin-protein transferase activity; ubiquitin protein ligase activity. Bases 332 to 3499 code for a protein of 1055 amino acids. Lineage: Eukaryota; Metazoa; Chordata; Amphibia; Anura; Pipidae. The transcript has 25 exons. The record is from RefSeq and is a predicted model, not a curated record. Gene Ontology annotation, biological process: ubiquitin-dependent protein catabolic process; protein ubiquitination. Gene Ontology annotation, cellular component: cytoplasm.
AAGCUACCACCACUUUCUAGCAGCUUCUGGCAGAGUUACGCCAACUCGUGACUCCCACACAGCGACUACGUGUUGCGUCACUGCGCUUGCGUGACGCAUGUUUGAUAUUUCUGACAGGAGGCUGGGAGACAGCAGUAAACAGCAUUGCGGGCGGUGGACAAAUAUCCAUGGGAUGAAAGUAGAAAAUGUCAAUGGAAAUGAGGCCAUCUCGGUUUGAUCUAUCCUGCUAGCUGAAAAUAGAAUAUCUGUCAUCUGAAAAGAGCUAUCGUAUUGGACGGACCUCACCAACUAGCCAAUCUGGAGCAGGACUGAAACUUGGAGCCCUUCAAUCAUGUUAUGCUGGGGAAAUGCAUCUUUUGGGCAGCUAGGAUUAGGGGGGAUUGAUGAAGAGGUUGUUCUAGAACCCAGAAGAUGUGACUUUUUCAUCAAUAAAAAUGUCCGUGAUGUCGGAUGUGGAAGCAGACACACCGUUUUUGUCCUGGAUGAUGGGACAGUUUACACCUGCGGAUGUAAUGAUCUUGGACAACUGGGACAUGACAAAAGCAGAAAAAAGCCAGACCAGGUUGGAGCCCUGGAUGCUCAGACCAUUGUGGCAGUUUCAUGCGGAGAAGCUCACACCUUGGCAUUAAAUGACAAAGGUCAAGUGUUUUCUUGGGGUCAUGCUGCACAUGGACAGAUAGGUCUCUCUGUUGCAGAAGAUUAUAUUAGAGUACCAAGAAAUAUAAAGAGUUUGUAUGAUAUACAAAUUGUACAAGUUGCCUGUGGUCAUCAUCAUUCACUCGCACUAUCUAAAGAAAGUGAUAUUUACUCAUGGGGACAGAACCAGUAUGGUCAGCUUGGCUUGGGCUCGGAAAUAAAGAAAGAGAGUGCACCCAGACAUAUCAAAUCUCUGGCAGGGAUUCCCUUUGCUCACAUUGCUGCUGGAGGUGGACACAGUUUUGUGUUAACAAUGUCAGGGGCCAUUUUUGGUUGGGGAAGAAACAAAUUUGGUCAGCUUGGUCUUAAUGAUGAAACUGAUCGAAGUGCCCCAGCUCUUCUGAAGUCGCUUCGCUCACAGAAAAUAAUUCAUAUCUGCUGUGGAGAAGAUCAUACAGCUGCUUUAACCAAAGAGGGUGGUGUAUUUACAUUUGGAGCUGGGGGCUAUGGACAGCUUGGCCACAACUCUACCAACCAUGAAGUCAACCCAAGGAAAGUGUUUGAGCUUAUGGGAAGCAUUGUGACGCAAAUUGCAUGUGGGAGGCAGCACACAUUAGCUUUUGUUCCUUCAUCUGGACGCAUAUAUUCAUUUGGGCUUGGUGGCAAUGGGCAAUUAGGAACAGGGUCUACAAGUAACAGAAAAAGUCCUUUCACAGUGAAAGGGAACUGGCUGACUCAUGAAGACUAUGUUCAGCGCCUUCCCGAGGCUAACGGAUGUUACUGUGUGAAGAGAAUUUACAGCGGUGGAGAUCAGAGUUUUGCACAUUAUUUUACUAUACAGCAUUGCCUUCCUCCAGAUGACUUUACAAAGUGUAAUUGUUCUAAAAAAAUAUGGACUUUAGAUGAGAAACUUAUACAACGAUGGCUGAAUUGUUCCCCAGGAAGACUUCCACCAGAAAUAGUGAAUGAAAUAGACAAAGUGUUUUCAUCAGCUGCAUGCUUAAAUGGAAGCUUUCUAGCAACAAGCAACAACGAUCACUACAGGACAAGUUCCAAGUUUUCAGGGGUAGACAUGAAUGUUGCUAGACUUCUACUUCACAAGUUGAUGGACUCACCACAAAUAGUCCAACAGGUGGCUGCCAGCUUGGAGAGGAAUCUCAUUCCCAGACUUACAAGUUCUCCACCAGACAUUGAGUGCUUGCGUUUGUAUCUCACCCUCCCAGAGUGUCCCCCCAUGACUGAAACCAACAACUUCCCUUCCUUAGCCAUUCCUUUUGCUACAGCUAUUGUAAACUUAGAAAAAGUACCAUUAAAAGUUUUAGAAAAUUGGUGGGCCCUGCUUGAGCCCCCGCUAUACAUGAGAAUAGUACAACUUUAUAAGGAUGUCGUGGUGCACUUAUUGAAACUCUCCAAAAAUGGAAUUCCUCUUGCAGAACAAAGACUAUUCUACAUAUUUAUUAAUACUGCUCUCAGGGUUUUGGAGAUCCUGCACAGGGUUAAUGAAAAAGCUGCACAGAUCAUACCUUAUGAUAAAUUCUACAUUCAUGAAGUGCAAGAUUUUGUAGAUAUCCAAAAUGACUACAUCAACUGGAUCCAGCAACAAGCAUCUGGAAUGGAUGUGAAUCAUGGAUUAUAUGAGAUGGCUGAUCCGCUGGUUACAAUUUGCACAUACCCCUUUGUUUUUGAUGCUCAGGCAAAGACAACACUUCUGCAGACAGAUGCAGCCAUUCAGAUGCGGGUGGCAGUUGACAAUGCUCACAGGCAGAACAUUUCGUCCUGGUUUCUUCCUGUAGUUGAAUCAGUAGAUCCAUGUCUGAUGUUAAUCGUUCGCAGAGACAAUAUCGUUGGUGAUGCCAUGGAAGUUCUAAGGAAGACAAAAAACAUAGACUACAAAAAGCCAAUGAGGGUAAUCUUUGUUGGAGAAGAAGCUGUUGAUGCAGGGGGCGUUCGCAAGGAGUUUUUCUUACUCAUCAUGAGGGAAUUACUGGACCCCAAGUAUGGAAUGUUUAGAUAUUAUGAAGAAUCCAGAUUAAUCUGGUUUUCUGAUCAGACCUUUGAAGACAGCGAUUUAUUCCACCUUAUUGGUGUAGUCUGUGGUUUAGCAAUAUACAAUUUCACAAUUAUUGAGCUCCACUUCCCUUUGGCUUUAUAUAAGAAGCUUCUGAAAAAGAAACCAACCUUGGAAGACUUUAAGGAGCUGAUGCCUGUUGUCGGACGGAGCAUGCAGCAAUUGUUGGACUAUACUGAAGAUGACAUUGAGGAGACAUUCUGCCUCUAUUUUACGAUCACUGUAGAUAACUUCGGAACCACAGAAGUCAAAGAGCUAAUACCAAAUGGAGCAGAGACACCAGUGAAUAAGAAAAACAGGCAGGACUAUGUAGAUGCCUAUGUAGACUACAUCUUUAACAAGUCAGUGGCCUCCUUAUUCAGCGCGUUUAGCGCAGGGUUUCACAAAGUGUGCGGCGGGAAGGUCCUUGAGCUCUUCCAACCCAAUGAACUGCAGGCCAUGGUGAUUGGGAAUACGAUCUAUGACUGGAAGGAGCUCGAAAAAAGCACUGAAUACAAAGGAGAGUAUUGGGCCGAACACCCUACAAUCAAGAUGUUCUGGGAAGUUUUUCAUAAAUUGGCCUUGGAAAAGAAAAAGCAAUUCUUGCUUUUCCUUACUGGCAGUGACCGGAUCCCUAUUCUCGGUAUGAAAAGUUUAAAGCUUGUGAUCCAGCCAACAGGAGGAGGAGAACAGUUCCUACCAGUAGCUCAUACGUGCUUCAACCUCUUGGAUCUUCCCAAAUACAGCAAUAAAGAAACACUGCAAUCCAAACUGAUUCAAGCUAUAGAUCACUAUGAAGGCUUUAGCCUUGUCUAAAGAACUGCUGUGUGUAUCCUUUCAGCAAUGGGAAUUGGCGUUCCUGCACAAGACCACCGUAAGGUUUAGUUUUUUUUAUGAAUACUCACAUGGAUAAGCAUUGUACAGGCUUUGUCAUACACAGCAUGGGACUUGUUGUGUGUUUGGAGUCUUACCAUCUUUAAAUAAAUUAAGAAUAUUGUUGAUGCGUAGAAGCUUAUUUCUUCUCAGUUAAUGUAUUCGUGAUCACUGGGCACCAUGUAUUAUUUUGCAGUUGACACAACAUGUUAUCUCCACCUGGCAGAUUUAAAUAAAGGUGCAUUUUUACAUUAUUA